AUGGUGGCGAGCAGGGAUGACGAGAAGGGCUGGGAGAAGAUCCGGACCCGGAUUGGCUCAAGUGGUCUGGGGUGGGUACAAACGGGGUCGGAAAUAACGAAUGAAGAGGCCCGGUAUCAUGGAAUCGAGCCAUCUUGCGCGAAAGCCGAAGAGCGGCACAAUGGGCCAAGACUCAAGAGUCAAGAGACUGCCCUGCUCUUCAAGGGUUGCAAAGAGGGGCGAGCCUGGCGGCAUACCUAUCCUGCACCUAGCGACUGCAAGCUGCAGAUGCAGCAGAACGGACAAGAGAUCCCUGGACUGGAUGGGCGGGUUGGGCGGGUUUGGCGGGUGACGGCCGCGCUCGGGUAA
Molecule: messenger RNA, 348 nt
Organism: Colletotrichum orchidophilum
Lineage: Eukaryota; Fungi; Ascomycota; Sordariomycetes; Glomerellales; Glomerellaceae
Exons: 1
Coding region: 1-348 (115 amino acids)
Source: RefSeq, a predicted model, not a curated record